CGCCAUAUCAUAUUUGACAUUUGUACUUUAUAAGUUACGUUUGUAUUUUGUGAUCAACUUUUAUCAAUAUUCUACCUCGAAAAAAUGUUUAUAUUAUCAAAAUAUGUCUGCAAUCAAAUCAAAUUAAAUUCUAUAAUAAUUCCACUACGAAGACGCUUCUCAAAAGGUUCUAAACUAUUAUUUUUAAACGAUGAACGUCCACUUACAUUCCAACAACAUAUACAUCUUGAAGAUGGACCACCAGAUGAAUUAGUUUACGGUCGACCUGGAGUACGAACAGUAUGUUUAUAUACACCAGAGAACAAGAAUGCCUUAUCAAUUGAUUUGAUGAAUCGCUUAAUUUUUAGUAUAAAAUUAGACGAUGAUGAUCCGAAUUUACGAUGUAUCGUUAUGUGGGCAAAAGGAAAUGUAUUCUCUGCAGGACAUGAUUUAAAAGAGUUAACAAAAGCUGCUGGUCCGGAAAAACAUAAACAAGUGUUUGAAACGGCGGAGAAAUUAAUGAAAGCAAUUGUUGAAUGUCCUGUACCUGUUAUUGCAAAAGUUGAUGGCCAUGCAGCUGCUGCUGGUUGUCAAUUAGUCGCACAAUGUGAUUUAGUUAUAGCAUCUACUCGUAGUAAAUUUAGUACACCUGGUGCAAAUUGUGGUAUAUUUUGUUCAACGCCUGGUAUUGCUUUAGCACGAAGUAUCUCUAGAAAACAUGCGUUACAUAUGCUAUUUACUGGAACACCAAUCACCGCCGAAGAAGCUUACCGAAUUGGUUUAGUAAAUAAAGUUGUACCUCAUACAAAACUAGACGAUGAAUUAGAUAAAAUUGUUUCAACAAUUACAUCAAAAAGUCGUGAUGUAAUCACUUUAGGUAAAAAAUUCUUUUACGAGCAAAUCGAUAAACCUUUAUUGGAAGCAUACGAGCUUGGAUCACGUAAAAUGUGUGAGAAUUUGGCACAUCCAGACGCUACAGAAGGUGUAGAUAGUUUUAUACAUAAACGAAAACCAAAAUGGCAAAAUGAAUUACAAAAAACACCACCAACGGAUGAAAGUGAUCCAAAACCUUCUUCAUCAGAUGGUGCUGGUAAAACUACCUCAAUUAUUGGUAAUUUAGGUAAUUCGUUAAAAAAAUUAAAAAAAUAGGAAUUUAAAUGUUUUUGUAAUUUGUAAAUCUCUUUUGUU
Molecule: messenger RNA, 1167 nt
Organism: Chrysoperla carnea
Lineage: Eukaryota; Metazoa; Arthropoda; Insecta; Neuroptera; Chrysopidae
Product: enoyl-CoA hydratase domain-containing protein 3, mitochondrial
Exons: 5
Coding region: 85-1128 (347 amino acids)
Cellular component (GO): mitochondrion
Molecular function (GO): hydro-lyase activity
Source: RefSeq, a predicted model, not a curated record